Molecule: messenger RNA, 834 nt
Organism: Guillardia theta CCMP2712
Lineage: Eukaryota; Cryptophyceae; Pyrenomonadales; Geminigeraceae
Exons: 7
Coding region: 1-834 (277 amino acids)
Molecular function (GO): protein binding
Source: RefSeq, a predicted model, not a curated record
AUGUCCCUGCCGCAGAAGGACAGCGAUUGGUCGCGGCUGAUAGGCUUCCGAGGGCAGGAAGAGAAAGAUGAAGCUGCUCCUGAGGCCACCAAACCGCCUGUCGCUGAGUUCGGCGUUGGCAUCCUGCUGGAUAAGCUCACCAUGAAAGUAACAGGGUGCAUUCCUGGCCUAGCUGCAGACAGGAGUGGAAUGAUCCUGCCUGGAGAUGAGAUUGUGAAGAUCAAUGGCAAAGAGAUGUUCUAUUGGGACGACCCGCUGGAAGGAUUUGAGAAUUUAGGUUUUCUAGGAAAGGAAGGCACUUUGGUGCGUGUUGAUGUCAAAAGACUAGAAAAUCCGGGAACUCCUAUUCAGCGAUACAGAUGGUUUGCAAUUGAGCUGAUGCGGGGAACAUGUGAAUACUUGGAUCUCUACAACAAAUGUCGAACUUUGGAGUUUCGCAAUUCGCAGCUAGAACGUCCGGAGAAGGAGGUGAAUGUGAACGUCGACCAUGUCGACCGGUCGGACUCUCUUGAGCUUCGAGAAGAAAUAGAACGGUUGACCCGGCAGUUGGAGUUGAUGCAGAAGAAAUCUACUGAAGAUGACGCUGAAAUCGAAGAUUUAAAGCGGCAAAACAAGAAGCUGUCAUCGGAAACUGAAAGAGCUUAUGGCGAAAUGAAAUCUUUGAAAGACAUGAUUGAAAAAUUGCGAGCACUUCUGUUGGAAAAUGACAAGGCUGCCGAGAUUGAAAGACUCAAGCUUGAGCUAAAGAAAACUCAACAAGAACUGGAAACAACCCGAUACAAUUUUGAGCAAGCCCACAAGGCUCGAAUCCAGUUGGAGGCAAAACUCACUUGA